CGGAAAUCAUUAUGGGACAAGAUUUUUUGUCUGUCGUUCUUUAUGAUAGGCGCUCAAUUGAAAUAAGAAGUAGGUGGGAAUUGAAAUUGUACGGUUGCUAGCUGGUUGGUCGAUGAUUUUGAUAGUUCGGCAAAAUCAUAAAGCUUCAUCCUUUACAUUUCACUGCUUGAAACCUAUGUAUACCUCGUUAUUUAUCAUUUAACAAGCAAGUUUGUAAAGAAUAACAAGAAGGACAACGUCCUAACUGAGUCAGCGCCACCAUCAAAUCUAACUGUUAACUGUCUACGCCCUUAUCAUCCCUCCUCCCUUUUUAAAUCUCCGAAGCUCACUGUUUUGGAACACUGACAGUGAUACAGGGAGAGGUGCUUUUUGUUGUGAAUAAUGGACUCGUCGACGGCGUCAACGUCGGAAGAAUCGGCGGGGAAGAUAGUCGCUUCGAGAUCAUCAGUAAUUCAAUCAAGUCGAGUGUGUGGGUUAUCGGUCUUCCGAAUAAACAAAGAGGAUUUACAGAGGAAACUGUCGAUACCUAAAUAUCUGCGUCACGCAAUUCGAGACUCAAUCAAGUCAAAGGAUGUUAAUGCCGCUGUUGACCGUUGUCAAGAAGGAAGUGGUGGUGGUCGUGAGGCGGCGCCGGACGGGCCUAUGGUGGUGUUUGUGAAUUCCAAAAGUGGUGGUAGGCAUGGGCCUGAACUUAAAGAGAGGCUUCAACAAUUAAUGGGAGAGGAGCAGGUUUUUGACCUAAGCGAUGUGAAUCCCCGUGAAUUUGUCGACUAUGGUUUGGUUUGUUUAGAGAAGUUGGCUGACCUCGGUGAUUAUUGUGCCAAAGAUACUCGUGAGAAGUUGAGAAUUAUGGUUGCGGGAGGUGAUGGUACGGUUGGUUGGGUGUUAGGAAGUCUCACAGUGCUUCAUACACAGGAUAGGAAGCCAGUUCCUCCAGUAGCGGUCAUUCCUCUUGGUACUGGAAAUGACCUGUCAAGGAGUUUUGGUUGGGGUGGUUCAUUUCCUUUUGCCUGGAAAUCAGCUGUCAAAAAAUCUCUUCUCAAGGCCAUUACAGGUCCAGUGUGCCAUUUAGAUAGUUGGCAUCUUCUAGUGUCAAUGCCGAGUGGAAAAGUGGUGGAUCCACCCCAUUCCCUGAAACCUACAGAGGAGUGUUCUCUUGAUCAGGGUUUAACAAUUGAGGGGGAGUUGCCUGAGAAAGUGAACUGCUACGAGGGAGUGUUUUAUAAUUACUUCAGCAUAGGAAUGGAUGCUCGGGUUGCCUAUGGCUUCCAUCACCUACGCAAUGAAAAACCUAACCUUGCACAAGGUCCUCUUUCAAACAAGUUGAUCUACUCUGGAUACUCUUGCACUCAGGGUUGGUUUGUCACACCUUGCACAAGUGAUCCAAGUUUGAGGGGACUCAAGAAUAUCCUCAGGAUGCAUGUUAAAAAAGUUAAUUGCACAGAAUGGGAGCAGAUACCUGUUCCUAAAAGUGUAAGAGCGAUUGUUGCUUUAAAUCUUCACAAUUAUGGGAGUGGAAGAAAUCCAUGGGGUAGUCCUAAACGACAGUAUUUGGAAAAGAAAGGUUUUGUUGAGGCCCAUGUUGAUGAUGGUCUCCUAGAGAUUUUUGGCUUAAAGCAUGGAUGGCAUGCGUCAUUCGUCAUGGUUGAACUCAUCUCCGCCAAACACAUAGCCCAGGCUGCAGCAAUACGAUUGGAAGUAAGGAGUGGAGAAUGGAAAGAUACAUAUAUGCAGAUGGACGGCGAACCUUGGAAGCAGCCCAUGAGCAAGGAAUACUCAACAUUUGUGGAAAUUAAGAGGGUGCCUUUUCAAUCUCUCAUGGUUAAUGGAUUAUGAGAAUAGGCGUAUUGGGUUGCUUUGGUUUAGGUUUGUAUCCUUGAAGGAGGUGGCAUUUCCUCAGGGCUGAAAAAUCACUGGCAAACGUGGUGUAAAUUUGUACUUUUAUUUAUGGAUAACAGUGCUAGUACAUUUGCUGUAAAUUUGCAUGCCAUUGUAAGACCUGCAACGACAUCUAAAUCAUCAAGUUGCUCAGCAACUCAGUCAAAUUCUACUUGAAA
Molecule: messenger RNA, 2057 nt
Organism: Populus nigra (black poplar)
Lineage: Eukaryota; Viridiplantae; Streptophyta; Magnoliopsida; Malpighiales; Salicaceae
Product: diacylglycerol kinase 7-like
Exons: 12
Coding region: 382-1836 (484 amino acids)
Molecular function (GO): ATP-dependent diacylglycerol kinase activity
Source: RefSeq, a predicted model, not a curated record